This is a messenger RNA of Menidia menidia (Atlantic silverside), 8254 nucleotides long. Lineage: Eukaryota; Metazoa; Chordata; Actinopteri; Atheriniformes; Atherinopsidae. The record is from the annotation of a GenBank genome assembly.
UGGAGGGCAGUGCGAAACACGUCUGUGAGAGAAGCAGAGAGGGCGAUGGAGUGAGAGACGGAGACUGAAAGAGAUUUGCUCUUACUAAGCAAACCGGCUCGGUCUGCUGUGUCCCCGCGCGGCUGUGGAAUUUAAAGCUGUGCUGGCAGUCUUACUUUCAGCUUCAGGAAAGCCACACUUUUUCUGUCUUCGGCUCAGAUAUUCUGCUUCACACAGCCACAAGCGUGCGGCAGCCGGACAACACAGCACAACUGAUGGUGCCGUCGCAGGUGCCCCCCACUACAACAUCCAUCCUUCCCAUGGACCUGCGUAUAGUAGACCACCCUCACCACCAUCAGCAGCCUUCCUUUGGUCUGGUUUCCCAACCUCACCCCACACCAGUGCCCUCUACAGCUUGUCCUGGGUCAUCUGAAGCAGGGCGUGGGCCUUUCAUAAACCACCAGGAGCAGCACUUGCAGCAGGAGCUGGUGACUCUAAAACACAAACAGCAACUCCAGAGGCAGCUGCUGAUUGCUGAGUUUCAGAGGCAACAUGAACAGCUGUCAAGACAACACGAAGCCCAACUGCAGGAGCAUAUUAAGCACCAACAGGAUUUACUGGCACUCAAGCAUCAACAAGAGCUGUUGGAGCAUCACAGAAAGGUGGAGUUGCAGCGUCGUGAACAGCAACUGGAGAAGCAGCAGAGAGAACAGAAGCUUCAGCAGCUGAAAAACAAAGAAAGGGGACAAGAGAGUGCAGUAGCUAGCACAGAGGUAAAGAUGCGACUACAGGAAUUUGUCCUGAACAAGAAGAAAGCCCUGGCUCAGCGAAACCUAAACCACUGUCUGCCCAGUGACCCACGCUACUGGUAUGGAAAAACGCAACAUAGCUCUUUGGACCAGAGCUCACCCCCCCAAACAGCACUCUCUGCAUAUAACCAUCCACUGCUGGGCACAUAUGACUCAAAAGAUGACUUCCCACUCCGCAAAACAGCUUCUGAGCCGAACCUGAAACUUCGUUCACGGUUAAAGCAGAAGGUGACAGAGCGCCGCAGCAGUCCUCUGCUUCGCAGAAAAGAUGGACCCAUCACCACUGCCAAGAAGCGAUCCUUAGAUGUAGCUGAGUCUGCAUGCAACAGUGCACCUGGAUCAGGUCCCAGUUCUCCUAACAACAGCUCCAGUAACAUCCCUAGUGAGAAUGGGAUCCUCAUGUCUAGCAGCCCAGGGGAGGCCUCUCUGCUUCAAAGGAUGGCUGUGACAGAAGGUUCAGUUAGUCAGCUGUCUCUUUAUACCUCACCUUCUCUGCCCAACAUUACCUUAGGACUACCAGCUUCCAGCCCAGCUAGCACUGUGGUGUCAGGGCAUCAAGAUGGUGAUAGUCAUUUGGCACUGCCUGCGUUACAGCAGGGCAUUCCACUGACCCCUCCUUUUUUUCCCUCUGCCCACCUGCCUUCCUACUUGGCAUCUUCAACACUGGACAGGGAGGGGGUUGGCGGGGGCACAGCUGGUCACAACCCUGUCCUUCAACACAUGAUACUAAUGGAGCAGAGCCACAGUCCAAUGGCUGGUUUAGGCGGCCUUCCACUACAGUCACCCACCAUCUCCAAACUAGUGCGGGGCCACCGUCCCCUGGGGAGAACCCAGUCGGCCCCUCUUCCUCAGCAGCCCUGCGGACAGGCACAGGCCCUGCAACAGUUAGUUGUCCAGCAGCAGCACCAGCAGUUUCUGGAGAAGCACAAACAACUAUUCCAACAGCAACAGCAGCAGCAGCAGCACAUCAUCAACAAGAUCAUUUCCAAGCCCAGUGAUCAGGUCUCAGCUGCAGGUUCAUCUGUGGCAGGCAGGCAGCAUCAGAGUCACCCAGAAGAGACAGAAGAGGAGCUCAGGGAGCACCAGGCACUCUCCUCAUCGUCAUCAUCAUCCUCCUCCACUUCUGCCCAGGAGGCUGGUUUGCUCCGGGGCUUGGUCAUCAAGCAGGAACCUCUAGACCCUCAACAGCAGGAAGACAGGGAACAGAGGGACAGACAAGCAGACCAGGACCUCCUAUUCAAACAGCAGCAGGCGCUGUUGUUGGAGCAGCAGCGACUCCACCAGUUGAGAAACUACAGAGCAUCGUUGGAAGCAGCAGGGUUAAAUGUCAGUGUUGCUGGCCACCGUCCUCUGUCCAGGGCUCAGUCAUCUCCAGCCUCUGCCUCCUUCCCCAUGGUUAAUCAGGAGCCUCCAGCCUUACAUAGAUUUACCACAGGUCUAGUGUAUGACUCUUUGAUGCAGAAGCACCAGUGUAUCUGUGGUAACACCACUUGUCAUCCGGAGCACGCUGGCCGCAUUCAGAGUAUCUGGUCCCGACUGCAGGAAACGGGCCUGAGGUCACACUGCGAGUGUGUUCGUGGAAGGAAGGCUACACUGGAGGAGUUACAAACAGUGCACUCUGAGACCCACGUCUUACUGUAUGGAACUAACCCACUACGGCAGAAAUUAGACUGUUCAGUGAAUCCUAUGUUUGUGAGGUUACCCUGUGGAGGCAUAGGGGUGGACAACGACACCAUUUGGAAUGAAGUUCAUUCAUCGAGUGCAGCUCGUCUGGCCGUCGGCUCUGUGGUGGAGCUGGUUUUCAAAGUAGCAUCAGGAGAGCUGAAGAAUGGUUUUGCUAUAGUUAGACCACCUGGACACCACGCAGAGGAGAGCUCACCUAUGGGUUUCUGUUACUUUAACUCGGUUGCCAUAGCGGCAAAGCUUCUACAGCAGAGGCUAAAUGUCAGCAAAAUCCUCAUUGUCGACUGGGAUGUCCACCAUGGUAAUGGCACGCAGCAGGCUUUCUACGGUGACCCCAAAGUUCUCUAUCUGUCUCUGCAUCGCUAUGACGACGGGAACUUCUUCCCAGGCAGUGGAGCACCUGAUGAGGUGGGCAGCGGACCAGGAGUGGGCUUUAACGUUAACAUGGCCUUCACUGGAGGACUGGAACCUCCCAUGGGUGAUGCAGAGUAUCUCGCAGCAUUCAGAACUGUGGUAAUGCCUAUCGCCAAUGAAUUCGCCCCAGACAUGGUUUUGGUCUCUUCUGGCUUCGAUGCCGUAGAAGGACAUGCCCCACCCCUGGGAGGAUACCAAGUCUCUGCCAAAUGCUUUGGCUACCUGACCAGGCAGCUGAUGGGUCUGGCAGGCGGUCGCGUGGUGCUUGCCUUGGAGGGGGGUCAUGACCUCACGGCCAUAUGUGAUGCUUCAGAAGCCUGCAUCUCUGCUCUUCUUGGCAAUGAGAUGGCCCCAAUUCCUGACGAGGUGCUUCAGCAGAAGCCAAAUGCCAACUCUGUGCACUCAAUGGAGAAAGUAAUCGAAGCUCACAGUAAAUACUGGCGUUCGCUGCAACGCUCCGCCUCCACUCUGGGUUCUUCACUGAGUGAAGCCCUCCAACAUGAUGCUGAUGAAGCUGAGACUGUUUCUGCCAUGGCCUCAUUAUCUUUCGCUAACAACAACAUUGGGAAGAGGACUGAAGAGGAACCAAUGGAAGAGGAAGUUCCAAUGUAAAGGAACAUGUUCAGCCUUUGACCACUCAGAGGAAUGUUCUUCUUUGACUACGUUUUAUACAGCCCAUCACAUCUGAUUUCCGGUAGAAUCCUCUCCCACGUUUUACCUCUGCCAUACCAUAAUGGCAGCUUUCUUUUGACAGGCAACAAACUGAGCUAAAAAAUGUGGUCCUCAGAGAGAGCGGAUGAUAUGAUUGAUGCUGUCAGCAAAGAGCGAUGCUUUGGUGAUCAGCUGUGCACUUGGUCACUGUCAGCAUAAUGUAUAGUAAUUAAUGAUAUUAGACAUGCCAGUUCUCUUAAAACACUAGAGAUGUCCUUUUUGACUGCCCGUCUUGACCACACGCAAAUGUUCUGCUGUCCUCUACUUUUCAUAUCAUUUUGUCUUUCUGUGCUUUAUCUUAAACUCCUUACCUUCAUCAAUACCACCAGAGCUAUUUGGAUUUUUACACUGCAGUGAGAAAGGAAACAAAGCUGGCAUAUUUUCUGUAUUUUUCCCAGAUUUUUUAAUAGUUGAAAUGUCAGCAAGUGUCUAGGAUUCCAUAAUUACUGUCAAUGAAAGACUGAGCCUUUGUGCCUUUUCCCCCUCUUUUCUCUGUGUUUUUUUAAUAAAAGAAAAUCACCCGGUGGAUUAUAUGUUGAAAUCCACUUAAAGAGCUUUGCCUUAAAUAUACAUGUUGGUUCAAGGCCUCCUCUCUCCUGCCCCUCAAACACUUCUAUCCUGACGAGACAUCAGCUGCCUGUAUAUUGUUGCCACAUAAACUGGAGAAACUUGACAUGUCUACCUAAACUUUUCUUCAAGUGGUUGACUGUCUUUCUCUCCAUUUUUUUUUUUUUUUUUGCAUAUUGCACCCUUUUCAACAUGGAAGGUAGUUCACAACCACAAUUUGGAAAUGUUUCAGUCGAUAAGAAAGUUAUCGUUGGGAUUUUUAUGUUUCUGUGGAUCACAUGAACAUCAAUUUUCCUCAGUUAAAAGAAGUUAAGUUUCAAGCAUUAUACAGUAUAAGCAGGACAUAUUAAAACUAGAAUCCUCUAUAUCUGGUAAUGGUUAAGUCAAAAUAUUGAAGAUUAUCCUCAUGUGUCAACCGUUCAUGCUUCCCCACAUGCAGAGGAGCAAAGAUUAAUAAGCAACAAUAACAUCGGUGUCACCUUCUGCAGAUGAUUCAAAGAAAUAAUUAAUGACAUAUCGGCCAAAUUCGUUAACUUGCCUGCCUUAAGAAAAACCUGUUUCGAAUGGUAAAACAUAGCAAGGACAAAGAUUAAGCAGCAACAGUAAUAUCGGUUUUACUUUCUGCAGAUUAUUCAAAGAUAUAAUUAACGACAUAUCGGCCAGGUCGUUUAACAAGUCUGUCUUAAGAAAAACCCGAUUCGAAUGGUAUUAAUGCCGAUACCCCCUGGAUUUUUCCAGAGGCGCUAACUGCUGGUUUAACAUCUUUAAACCCUUGCUAAGCACAGCUGCUCUCCAAAUGGCAGGUGCUUUGAAACAGGUGCAUGUAUAUGUUGUUCUGUUCACGCCGUGCUCAGUGAACAAAAGUUAAAAGUGGCUUUCCAUUUCAAAUAUUACUUUUUGACUUACCAGUAGGGAAUUUUUAGCUUCAUAUUCUUCUGCCCUGUAAAAUCAGAUUAUCUUUAUUGUAGAAUCCAAUAGAAAUGACAAUUGUUUUACUUACUUAAACCAGCUAUUUUUAUAUUUACAGAUUUGGUGGCUCCUCCCGCCACCGUGUUGCUACAGUAAACAAGUUUAGCCAAACAUUGUCUUCCUGUCACACUUUUAGAGACCAAAUCUAGUUUAAUCUCCAUGCUUGGAAAGAAUAAUGGGGUUUCGUCUGUUGCAAUUUGCAAUUUCCAGGUUCACCGCCAAAUGUAAACAAAAAAACUGACACAUGAUCUCAGACAUUGGAGAAUCAAGAAGGUGAAGGUUGUGUUUAAUCUGAGCAUAAAAUAGAAUAAUAAAAAUGUUUAAACUAGGAAUGCACAGAUAGAUUAACAUUAACUGAUGGCAGUCAUUUGUCUGUUUUGUCCUGGUUGUAUCACAUCUUUGACACAAUUGACGUGAUUGAUACUGUUGGCUAAAGUAAUUAGUUAAGCAACAAACUGUAAAGUGACUUACCCUUAGUUUAAGCAGUCUUUUUAAAACACUAAUUUCUUUCUAGAAAUAUAUUUAUGUAAAGGUUUAUCAUGAAGAUUUUUUUUGUGUAUUUGUAUGCAAUAAUUUGUGCUUAUUCAAAGAAGUGCAAAUUGAUGAAAUAUUGGUUUAUGCUUUAUAUUUAAUUUCUUUUACUCCAGCAUUUCCCGUGCAUUGAAGGGAAAAUAAAUGAACAAAUGACUGUUGACAGAAUUAUAUUUAACAUUGCCAUCAGUAUUGGUCUAGCAGUUCUCAAAAGGUGCACUCUUAGUUUAUACUAAAAUAAAAUGCAAGCUUUAUUUUUGUUCUUAGUUAAAAAAGUCUCAGUGAGGGAUGGGGGGGUCAGACUGUGACCGCUGCGGCCAGUGUGCAAACUUCCAGUCUGUAACCCUCUUUUCUACUUGUGCUCAGUCCUCCAUGUUACUACCUUUACUUCAUGUUAUUUUCCAGUGAACUGAGGACAUAGCGCUGUGGUGUUUACUGUUGUUUACUGUGCAUAUCACAAUGAUCUCCUGAGGAUUCCUGCCACAUACAUCACUGACUAAUUAAUUCUUUCCAUUGUUGAACUUCCUUUUGUUGCCCUUCUAAGGACUCUGAUGACUUACUUUUCUUAAAUGUGUUUGUGUUUUUUGUACAUGCUGUCCACUCUGCCCUGCAGUUACAUUGUAAAGCUGACGUACUUCACAAGAGAGUAUGGCAGGGAUGUUUUUCUUAUGUGCACAUCACCUGGAUAUUUCUCUGCUUUUAGGAUUUCUGUGGAAGCGUAGGGAUGACAAUGUUUCCACUUUGUAAAAUGAUGGAUAAUUGUGUAUUUACUGUUUGUUCAUAGCAGAUUUAUAUAUUAAAGAAAUUAGUAUGUUAAGUGUAUAUAUACACACAUACAUCAUGAAAUGCUUUGACUUUGAUAUUGAAGUUGGUAUUGAAAAAUGAUACUUUUCAUGGGUCAAACACGCCCCUGUGAGGGUGUAAACUGACGGCACCAUUUGUUGUUUUCGGUUACAAUUGUCUCUAGCAGCUUUUUUUUCACACUGUCUUGUAUCUUUUGACGGCGAUGACAUUAUUUAUCCCACUGGUACCACAGCACUGUUACAGGAGGGAUGCAGUUGCCCUCAUGUCUGCCACACAAAUUCAUGCACAUAUCUACCAUUCCAUACAUUUUAAUGUUGUAUGUCUAGCUGUAAAAAAAAUACUGAUCUUGGGCAGAUUCACUUGGCUUUAAAUGUUUUAGAGAUUGUCAGCUCAGAAUUAAAAAUUCAUAAUUUUGUUUUUUCUUCCUUCAAGGUUUAAAAGUCAAGGCUGAAACAGCUUUGAAAGAGUGAAGGAGAGUUAAGUUUAAAUUAUAAUAAGGUCACAUGAAAUCACUUAACUCUGAUCCAAAAUGAUUUAGUUUUAAUUUGAAUCAGUUUUUCUUGUAUAGUCAUGUAUAAUCCUCCGUAGCAUGUGAGCAAUGCUUCUAGGACUUCAGAGUGGCCUCUGGUUUAACAGGACUGUGCCUGCAUUUUAGAGAAAGACUAACUGUUUCAGACAGCAUCACAUCAAUAUUUUUCUCAAAUGACACUAACAUUCUAUUGCUAGCUUUUAUUUCAAGUGGAAAGUUUUGUAAAAAAAGACAAAUGCCUAUUGUGAAUAUGAUUACAUAUCAUGUGCUGAUAUUUGAUGAUUGUUUUUUUCCAAGAAAUACCAGCCCUGAACCUUUGUGUAGCACUGCCAGUCUGGCUUUCCUACUGUUAAAUGCUUUGAUUUCUCAAAUGCAGCCAAAACUAUCAGAGUGAAGCUAUUUUGGCCAUCUGUCUUCACAGUUAGUCUUAAAACAAUGUCCAGUUACCAAAAAAAAAAGAGAAAAAAGGCAACAUUCCAUUAUAUUAGAAUUUCCAUUUAUUAGAAGCCUGGACUGCUUUUGUAAACCCUCAUAGCUCCAAGAGCUGUUGGUUUCUUUGGGUGGCCUAGUCUUCACUCCACUCCUCUUUUCUUUCUGCAUGGUCUGUAUGUUUGCAUGCACUGCCUGUCUGUGUGUCUGUCCCUUGCCCCGUACCAGCAGGAGGGAUGGAGCACUGAAGGACAUUAUAACAUUUAUUGUAAUCCUGAAUGUCUUAUUCACUGCGGUUCAGUUUCUCGGUUGGUGGGGCUUGGAUGUUCUCCAUUUUGUUCUUUUAUUUGUAGCAUAUUGAAUUAUCAAAUCUAGAAGACAAGGUGAAUAUUCUAGAAAAAAUAAUUAUCUAGCACAAAUAAGAGAUUUUAUCGUAUUUAUGUAGACAAACAAACUGUACGAGUAGGGUGCUUUGUAAACUGCAGCAAAAGAAAGGGCAUUGUUUUCAUUCUGAGCAAGAUGGAACUGUUUUUGGGAAGACAUUUUCAUUCCUUGUUACAUCUGGACUUAUAAGGGCUCCAUCCAGAUGCAGGGUCAUUGUGACGGCAGUCCAUUCCAGUAAAUAAGCCAGUUUUCUCUAAGACCACUGUGGUUAAAGUAAACAAACAGCUUUAGGUUUACAUAUGUAUUAAAUGCAUACUCUUUUUUUUUAAACAGCUAUGUUUUUGACUUAUUCUGGCAAUGUUACUGAAAUGAUACAUUUUUCUCUGGAAAAUUUUGCUCUAACAUGUUGUCUUUGACAUGUACAGUAUAAAGUAUUGUUUUGGAA